GAUCAUCUUCAUGUGCAAGAGCCACCAACAUUUAGAGCUAGAAGAAAUUCUUGUGUGCAUCUACCUCCUCGCUUUCCACGACAACGACCACUCAUCUUGCACUUUCCCAUUCUCUUUUCGAAGAUACCACUUGUUCCUUCGAGACGAACUUGUGCUUGUGAACGCCUUCUACCCUUUUCGUUUCUGUUCCAUUCACGUGCUUUCAAACUUCAACAAAGUCAGCAGGAUCCGCAUCAUAAUUUUUUUGCUGUAUUUUCAAUCAUUCACAUCAUACGCGUCUUCACGUUCAUCUUCAUCGUUCAUCUGUAGUAGUUCAUGCGCUGAGCAUCUUCAUCCUUGCUUCAUCGUUCGAUCAUAUUUGAACAACAUCAUUUUCAUGGAUCAAUGAUUUCCUCGUCAUCCUUGUGAUUGCUUGCGCUUGAUCUAGUUCAAAGGAUCACGAGUAUCAACUUCCGACGAAAUCACGAACUAUUCACGACUGCCGGCUGCAUCACCAUACGCUGGGGACAAAAUGAGUGGCACUUUGCGAGAGAUGGCGCCAAACUUGGCGGAAUUGAUGAUGAUGCUUCCAUCAUGCACCAACGAGGAUAUCGAUGAGAUGCUGAGGUUUUUGAAGAUUAUACAGCGUGGGAGACCAGGUACUCAAAUUCGAUUUCUUUUGUUCACCCACACCGACACGACCCAGACCCUUGACCUGCCUUAUAAAAUAAGUGGGUCAACAUUCGAUAUGUGCCUGUGUCGACAUUCGAUUCGAUAUCUUCUUGCUCAAGAAGUAAUCGAUUCCCUUUCUUCAAAUCCAAAUCCUAUAAUUCAACUUAACACCACCUCAACAGCUGGAUCUGGCGGCCCCCCAAUGCAGCCAGGAGGAACGGCAUAUAGUAGGCCUCAACCUUAUGGUUACGGUCCUGUAGGGCUGAAUAGCGGAGCAGGAGGAACGAGUGGAGGGCCAGUGGGAGGAGCUAAUUACCCUAGCAUGGGAGGUGGCCCGGUGACGUCAAGGCAUGCGCCAGAUUAUCCAAAAAAACGAGUGAAGAACCCACAUCCAGAAUUCAAAUAUCAUGGGCGGCCGAUCGAAGUUAGUGACAUAGAAACGGUUACAGGCAGAUUGGAGGCAGCGAGUAUUACUAUUCUUGAUGUUCAUGUUUGCGCUUUAUUCUACCCAAAUGUUCAUGUUUACUUGUCGGUUAAAAGAAAAAUUGACAACCAACAAAUUCCCUCCCCUAACUUUCAGCGUGUGCGCUUAAGAUUAGUUCUUCUAUUAGCAAGGAUAGUAAAAUUGAAAAACCUACAAUCUAUCUCAUACACCAUUAUUCUACCCAAAUAAUAAUAAAAAAAUCUUCAUCAACUUUAUUGGUGUUGUUUUCCAAAUAGAGCAUCUAAGAUUAAGAACAGCAAAUGAAUCUCUUCUCAAUCAUCUUCAUCUUGUUCAAACUUGGUUCUUCCAACACUGCAAUUUCAACACAGCUUCACUCGACGAAUGCAAGCAGGCUUUAGCCGACUGUCAUAAUGACAAGUCCCUCUAUGCUGCGACGUAUAGUCUCUUUUCCAAGUAUUGCCGAAAUUGUUAUCUUUCUGGCGUAGGCUUCGCGAACGUCCCUCAGCACAGCGUGUCAGAGUGUAAAAUGCUAGGAACGCCGUGCAUGAUCGAAUGCCGAAACUGCUUAGAUGGCAUUUGUCAUUGGAUUGAUGACUGCCCGAUGAGAAAAUUAAGGGUAGGUUAAAGGUGCUUUUCUUACCGCUUUUUAUGCCUCUCCUAAGGGAGAAAGGCAUAACAAGCGGGGUAAGCGAGCACCAAAAGUCUACCUCUAAGAGCAGAAGCGGCUGCUCUCCGAUCUGGUGGCGGUGUGCCUGGGGGAGGAGGAGCUCCAGGAAUCCACUCAGCAAACAGAUUCAAUGAAGCUCUUGCUGCGUUCGCGAGAUCGUAGGCGUGGUCGUGCUCGUCGUCCUGAGCUGAUCUCCCAACAUGGCAUGCCUCAGACGAUCUUGCUCGUCAUACUGAGUCGUGCUUGAUGAGAUGACUUUCAUAAGAGCCUCCAAUCAAAUAGUUUACUUUGAAGUCUCCCCCGCUGUGAUUUGAAACUUCCCCAACAAGAACAAUUAUAUUCUCGAUGAUGUCCUUCCUCACUGUUCUCUCAAGUUAGUAGAACAGCAAUCACAGACAUACUCGAUUGCUGAAUGAUUACGAGUGAUUGAAAAAAAUGGUACUAUAACACUCAACCUUUUCAUUCUAUGACUAGGUCAAGAAUCAAAGGAGCAUU
This is a messenger RNA of Amoebophrya sp. A25, 2258 nucleotides long. The record is from the annotation of a GenBank genome assembly. Lineage: Eukaryota; Dinophyceae; Syndiniales; Amoebophryaceae.